AUGGGGAAUUAUAGGAUGUGCUUAUGCUUCACAAGGAAGUUCAGGGUGACGGAGGCAGAGCCGCCGUCGGACGUCAAGGAGGCAUUCAACAAGUACGCCGAGGAUGCGACCCACAUGACAGCCGAACAGCUGCGGCAUUUCUUGGUGGAGCUUCAGGCGGAGGGCGGCGGCACGUCCGCGUCCGAAGCCGAGAGGAUCGUGGAGCAGGUACUGCAGAAGAGGCGCAACAUUGCCAAGUUGAUCAGCAGGCGCACUCUUCUCACCCUCGACGACUUUCACCAUUACUUGUUCUCUCCCGAUCUCAACCCACCUAUUCGAGCUCAGGUUCAUCAGGAUAUGACAGCUCCACUGUCCCAUUACUACAUAUACACAGGUCAUAAUUCAUACCUGACCGGAAAUCAGCUCAGCAGCGACUGCAGUGUUGUUCCAAUCAUAGAGGCACUCAAGAGAGGUGUAAGAGUGGUGGAGCUUGAUAUUUGGCCAAAUUCCGCACAGGACAAUGUGCAUGUUCUUCAUGGAAGGACCUUGACAACUCCUGUGGAACUUAUUAAAUGCUUGAAAUCGAUUAAAGAACAUGCAUUUUCUGAAUCUCCAUACCCUGUCAUCAUAACCCUUGAAGACCACCUUACCCCGAAUCUCCAAGCUAAAGUAGCACAGAUGCUCAUUGAGACAUUUGAGGAUAUGUUGUUCUACCCUGAAUCGGAUUUUUUGAAAGAGUUUCCAUCACCGGAACAACUCAAGUACCGAAUUAUUAUUUCUACGAAACCUCCUCAGGAGUACCGUAAGGCUCAAACUGCAAACAGAAAGGGAGAUGACUUACAUAAGAGUGAGGAAGAAGACUUAUUGGGGAAGGAACCAUCAGAGCUUAAUACAGAUGAACAUGAAGAAGAUGAUGAUACGAGUGAUAGUGAUUCAAGUGAGGAUAACAAUGGCGGCAAUAUUGGUGGAUUGUCCUCGCCAGGAGCACACGAAUACAAACAUCUAAUUGCUAUCCAUGCCAGAAAACCAAAGGGUGGUUUAAAGGAGGUACUAAAAAUUGAGCUUAACAAAGUUAGACGCCUUAGCUUGAGUGAACAAGCACUUGAAAAGGCUGCUGAAUCUUAUGGAACGGAUAUUGUUAGAUUUACCCAGAAGAACAUUUUAAGGGUUUAUCCAAAAGGUACUCGGUUUAACUCCUCCAACUACAAGCCGCUUAUUGGUUGGAUGCAUGGCGCUCAAAUGGUUGCAUUCAACAUGCAGGGAUAUGGUAGAUCUCUUUGGCUGAUGCAAGGGAUGUUUAGAGCCAAUGGGGGCUGUGGUUAUGUAAAAAAGCCGGAUUUUGUUAUGAAGAAUUUAGAUAAUCAGGUUUUUGAUCCUAAGGCAAACUUGCCGGUAAAGAAGACUUUAAAGGUGAAAGUGUAUAUGGGAGAUGGAUGGCAUUUGGAUUUCAAACACACACACUUUGAUUUAUAUUCCCCUCCCGAUUUCUAUACUAGGGUUGGCAUAGCAGGAGUGCCUGCAGAUGAAAUAAUGAAACAAACCAAGAAAAAAGAGGACAUUUGGACACCUUCAUGGGAGGAAGAGUUUACAUUUCAACUGAAAGUCCCUGAGUUGGCUUUGCUUCGAGUUGAGGUUCAUGAGCAUGACCUUUCUGAGAAGGAUGACUUUGGUGGCCAAACUUGUUUCCCAAUCUCUGAAUUGGAACAAGGGAUUCGUGCAGUCCCUCUCUUUGACCGUAAAGGGAACAAAUACAACUCAAUAAGGCUUCUAAUGCGAUUUCAGUUCAUCUGA
Molecule: messenger RNA, 1770 nt
Organism: Prunus armeniaca (apricot)
Lineage: Eukaryota; Viridiplantae; Streptophyta; Magnoliopsida; Rosales; Rosaceae
Source: the annotation of a GenBank genome assembly